AUACUCUACCUUCCUCCAUAUUCGCCUGAUCUGACUCCAAUCAAGGAGUCAUUCAGCACCCGUAAGUUAUGGAUAAUUCAUGUAUUCUCUGUGUCUGAUACAUUGUUGACAGAUCCUGUUGAUGCUCUUCUCGAAGCAACAAGUUGUAUUACAGCGGAGAAGGCACAUGGGUGGUUCAAGAAUGCUUGUACUUGUACAAUUUGA
Suillus discolor is the source of this 204-nucleotide messenger RNA. RefSeq lists its product as uncharacterized. NCBI's taxonomy places the organism in Eukaryota, Fungi, Basidiomycota, Agaricomycetes, Boletales, Suillaceae. The transcript is spliced from 2 exons. The record is from RefSeq and is a predicted model, not a curated record. The annotation marks the transcript as partial.